Messenger RNA from Vanrija pseudolonga, 2018 nucleotides. RefSeq names its product Receptor y region, transmembrane domain- and RING domain-containing protein 3 (gene RMR3). The record is from RefSeq and is a predicted model, not a curated record. Gene Ontology annotation, molecular function: ubiquitin protein ligase activity. Bases 33 to 1886 code for a protein of 617 amino acids. Lineage: Eukaryota; Fungi; Basidiomycota; Tremellomycetes; Trichosporonales; Trichosporonaceae. The transcript is spliced from 6 exons. Gene Ontology annotation, biological process: ubiquitin-dependent protein catabolic process.
CAUCCCCCUCCCCCUCCUCACCCUCGCCGACAAUGUCCGCACCCAGCGGGCCCGGCAGGUCAGUGCAGCAUCAACACCACCACCAACCCCGCACCUUCCUCUCUCCACGGCGCGUCGUCCUCGCCACCGCGCUCCUAGCAGCCGCUGGGGUGGCGCUCACGUGGCCCGCGCUGCUGUCGUCUCCACCACUCGCAGCGAGCGACACGACGACGCUGGACGAUGAUGAGAUUGCGCGCACAGCGAAAGCUGCCUUCGGCCGCGUCGUCGACCCCUCCGAGCCGUGGGGCGCCGCCUGGAUACACCCCGACGCCGACCCGCAGCUAGGCACCCUCGACCUCUCGUACGCCGGCGGCACACCCUCCGCCGAGGGAUGGCUCACCCACUGGCUCAGCAUGGGCGGGGAAGGCGCGCUGACCGUCAUGCUCAAGCACACUGGGGAAGAGAGCGACAACCUCACGUUUCCGCACCGGCCGGCUGCGUUCCCCGCCUUCCUGCAGCCGAGUGCCGACCUGCCCGUCGCCGGCGUGCUCGUGCCCUUCGCGUCGUUAAAGCUGCCAAAGCAUGACAAGGUCGGCGGCGAGAGCGACGACGACGACGUCGCGGCGGGCGACGCUGCAGCCCCACUCUCCGCCGGCAAGCCUGAAUCUGCACCAGAACGCGCAUGCCUCCCCCCAGCCUGGCCACCCAUCCGGCCCCACCCUCCCAAAGCCCCGUUCACUGUCGCACUCGUCGAACGCGGCGGGUGCGACUUUGCGACCAAGGUGCGCGCGGCGCAGGAGCGUGGCGCCGCCGCAGUCAUUGUUGGCGACUCGACAGCGCGCGCCGACGAGACGGACGAGGAGGGAAGGAGUAGGGAGAACCUCAUCACCAUGUUUUCGCCUGAAGAUACCACUGGCAUCAUCAUACCCUCCGUGUUCGUGUCCCGUGCAAGCUACCUCACCCUCCGCGAUCUCCUCUCAAAUCAUACCGUCCAUGGACACCCUGGUCUCCGUGUAGAGUUGGGCGAGGCGACAGACGACGGCAAUGCCCUCGGUAGUUUACUCACUUUCGCCCUCCUCAUGCCCUCCCUUUUCCUCCUCGCGACAAUUGUGGCGCAUCGUAUCAGGAUUGCUCGUCAGCGCGAGGCUAAUCGCGCCCCGCCAACCGUGGUCUUAUCUCUGCCAGAAAGGGUCUGGACACCCGACAUUGUGUGGGAAAAGGACGACUCGGACGAGUCGGACAAGGACACCGAGCCUGAGAACGCAGGGGCAGGAGACUCCGAUAUCAAGGCCCCAAAGUCUACCCCUGGAUCGCCACUUACCACGGUAAGGGAGACUUCGCCCCCCAUUGAAGGCGACGCUGCCGCUGGCGCAACAUUGGAGGUGCCAGACGCCCCUACGCCAGUGACUGUUGUAGCCGAAGACGCAGCAACACCAGCGCGGCCACCAGCUCCUCCACGCAAGUCCAAGACGGCACACCGGGGAAAGAAGCGUCGACCUAGCAAGCGAUACUAUUCCAAAGACGAGUGCGCCAUCUGCAUGGACAACUUCCAUGCAGGGGAAAUCGUGCGAAUCCUUCCCUGUGGUCAUGUCUUCCAUAAGGACGAGUGCGACGAGUGGCUCCUCAAGUGGCGCAAGCUGUGCCCAACAUGCCGUGCGGACGUCACCAUUCCUGCGAGCGAUCUCUCGUCGUCUGCCACUCUCACCCCUGUCGUGGACCGCUCCGAUCCCACCGCGGCCCAGGAAGCAGCAGCAGCUGGCAACGACGACGCGACCUGGGUUGACCGGGUUGGUGCGAGGGUGGGUGCGGCGCUGCACUCGCUUCAGGAGUCUGUUCGUGCCGCUGUCCGCCGGCCCACCGAAACCGUCGACGAGCGCACGCCUCUGGUGCCUCACGACGCGGUGUAAUUAUACCCCGUAACAUGUCACGACUCUACUCGGCCACCCGCUAUCUAUCAUCCCUAUUCUACCAGGACUCGGCCUUGUUCUAUCGGUUGUACGCCAUUUGAUGCCACACUCACCGUGAGUACUACACAACAA